UGAAAAUAAUAAUAAAAAAUUCACAGUCUCUCUCCUCUUGAUCUUUUACCGGCUAGGGUUUUGAAGCAAGGUUUCUCGCUUGCUCAGUGAGUCGCGAUAAUCGCCCAACCAUGGCGAAAGCAAGCCGUGGCCGUCGUUCACCUUCCGUCUCAGGGUCUUCAUCUCGGUCCAGCUCCUCCAGAUCUCGUUCCCGUUCUAGAUCCCUCUCUUCUUCAUCAUCUCCUUCGCGGAGCGUCAGUUCCGGGAGUCGUAGUCCUCCUCCUCCACCUCGUGGAAAAAGGAAAGCUACAGAAUCUCUUGUUCUCCAUGUCGGUUCUCUUAGCAGGAAUGUAAACGAAGACCAUCUGAAAGAAAUUUUUGGCAACUAUGGUGAAGUUGUACACGUAGAACUUGCAAUUGAUCGAGCUGUUAAUCUUCCAAAAGGAUAUGCUUAUGUUGAGUUCAAGGCGAGAGCUGAUGCUGAGAAAGCUCUGCUGUUUAUGGAUGGUGGUCAAAUUGACGGAAAGGUUGUUAAAGCAAAGUUCACACUACCAGCGCGUCAGAAAGUAUCUCCACCUCCUAAACCUGUCUCAGGUGUACCAAAGAGAGAGGCUCCAAAACCUGAUAAUGCCGCUGCUGACGUUGAGAAAGAUGGGGCCGGACGCCCAAGAGAGAUUUCUCCGAGAAGGCGAUCACCACUACCUAGGAGAUUACCUGAUUCUUCCCCUCGCCGGAGGCCGAGCCCUCCUAUCCGCCGUCGUGGUGAUACACCAUCACCACCCAGACGCAGGGCAGAAUCGCCAUCUAGAGGCCGUUCUCCAUCUUCCCCUCCUCCAAGAAGACAUAGAUCUCCUCCGAGGGGCUCCCUUAGAAGAAUCCGCGGCAGUCCUGUUCGAAGACGGUCUCCUCCUCCUCUAAGACGAAGGUCACCUCCAAGGAGACUACGCAGUCCUCUCAGAAGAUCUCCAAUCCGCAGACGUAGCCGAUCCCCGAUUCGUAGGCCUGUUCGCUCUCGCUCAAGAUCCAUCUCACCUCGCAGGGGACGAGGACCAGCUGGGAGACGUGGGAGGUCAUCUUCUUAUUCCAGUUCGCCAAGUCCUAGAAGUAUUCCUAGGAAGAUUUCGAGGAGCCGCAGUCCUAAGAGGCCACUGAGAGGAAAAAGAAGCAGCAGUAACAGUAACAGCAGCAGCAGCGGCUCACCGCCUCCCCGCAAAGCAUAAUGUAAUAAAAAUUAUAUAUAAGAAAAACAAAAUUUGUCCUUUUAGCUCGGUCUCCAUCUCCCAAUUGACGCCACAUUAUCUGUCUCGGCUAGUUUUAACAGUGCUGGAUCUUUUAAGCUUCUUUUGUGUAACUCGCGUCACCUAUCUGAUUUGUAUGUCAGUAGUUCAGACGACAGAUUCUUUGAUUU
Messenger RNA from Raphanus sativus (radish), 1387 nucleotides. Its product is annotated as serine/arginine-rich splicing factor SR45. Gene Ontology annotation, molecular function: RNA binding. NCBI's taxonomy places the organism in Eukaryota, Viridiplantae, Streptophyta, Magnoliopsida, Brassicales, Brassicaceae. The record is from RefSeq and is a predicted model, not a curated record. The transcript has 11 exons. Gene Ontology annotation, biological process: mRNA splicing, via spliceosome. The coding region runs from base 111 to 1199 and encodes 362 amino acids. Gene Ontology annotation, cellular component: ASAP complex; nucleoplasm; cytoplasm.